This is a messenger RNA of Planococcus citri (citrus mealybug), 4599 nucleotides long. It is a transcript of the gene nsl1, whose product is annotated as non-specific lethal 1. Gene Ontology annotation, molecular function: histone acetyltransferase binding. The record is from RefSeq and is a predicted model, not a curated record. Gene Ontology annotation, cellular component: NSL complex. The transcript has 11 exons. NCBI's taxonomy places the organism in Eukaryota, Metazoa, Arthropoda, Insecta, Hemiptera, Pseudococcidae. Bases 396 to 3761 code for a protein of 1121 amino acids.
UCCGUUCUACCCGUGUACCGGAGUUCUUUGUUCGAGUCGUUUGUGCUGUUUGUUGUGGAAUAGUACGCCGUACGCCAAUCGGGCGAUUUUAUUCUUAGUUUGAGUUUCGUUAAAUGUAAAUUAACGCCAUCUUGUAUAUAUUGUAACAGGAUGUGAUUAUUAUUACGGUUCGAAUAAGUUUGAUUUUGCAUUUGUUGUGCGAGUUAUGUUCGCGAAAAUGAGUUAUAAAUUUAUAAUUUAUUUGUUGGUGAUGAAUAGUGUAGUUUAAACGUGGUGUUAGGUAAAUUAAUUCGCGCUCAUUCUUCGCAGCCCGUAUCACGUGGUGCAAUUUUUCCUACAUAGCCCAUACGAAUUUCAAUUCUGUAUCUCAAGAUGUAGUGAUGACCCAUGAAUGAAUGGGAUUCCGGCUUGCCUCUUUGAGGCGAACCAAUGUUGUCAUGGCACCAGCUUGUACGUGUAUAAUUUUUGUCAAAGAUUUUUCGAUUUUCAUCGAAAAAGAUUAUCAACCUAUCAGUGUAUCACUUCGCGCCAGCGAUAAUUUUCAAACAUGCGUUAAACAAUUUCAACUUAUGUGCGUGAAAGUAUUUUAUAUCAUUUUCAUAAUUAAGAAAACUGUAAGACAUGUUAAUAGUGGUGAAAUAUUCGGCUGUGUGCGCGUUAUUUAUCUGUGUAAAGACGUUCUAAACGAAAAAUCCGUCGUAUAUAUCUCCGAUAAUAAUACGUAUACGUUGGACGCCGUUAAUCGUAUAAUGAAUGAAUGUGAUUCUAUGGGGGAUAAAAAAGAUAACAUGGGGUUGCAAAAGAUUGAUAUGCCUAAUUUCGAUGGAAACCUUAGCGUUAAAGAAAAACGAUUCGCACCCUCCGUAGAUAUAUUAUCAACUUUCGAGCGCGAAAUGUGCCGCAACGGGACUAACUUUCAGCAAGAUUGCGAAGAAUUUUUGCAUAUAAUGGCAUCGAAUGCGGAAAAAGCCGCUCCGGUAGCCGCCACAACCAACGGUCAAGUAGAUCCGGAGCCCAAUAACGAAGUAUCGUCCGAAAAUUUGACCAGUUUCGAAAGGGUGCUAUUAAAUCAAGUCGAAGAUAUUAACAUGGAAGAAGAUCACGUUACCGAUACGCCUGUUCAAAAUAGUGUUUCGUACGUCGAAGACGGCGAAGAAAAGCGUAAAAAAUGUUUGCAAAUGGAAAGGCGAAUCGAAAGGUUGACCAGACGUUUGAAACUGAAACAAUCCAAAGUGUUAGGCCUUCAUACGUCGGAGCAAAUUUGCAGUUUGCUGGAUUUCUGUCGCUGUAAAUCGUCCGACGGUAAUAAUAUGAUUAGAAACGAAUCGAAUCCUCCAAAUUCGCAUUCCGAGUCUGCUAUGGAUUUGUAUUUGAAACGUUUAAAAAGGUGUUCCAAUCAAACGUGUUUGCCGCAAAAUAACGAAAAAUUCGCGUAUUAUUUCGGCUCCGGCGCCAAAGAAACGAAGAACGGUCGCAGUUUUGCUGGUACCGUCGCACCUUCGUUGAAUUUAGACGUUCACGAACACAUCGAAAAGAUCUCUGGUCAGUUACAUGCCCAAAUUAAAGCCAUCGCCAAUGAUUUCGAUUCGGACGCGACGGCCAGCAGUUCCGGCAACGAUAGCUUGGACGAAGAAUCUUCCUUACCACCGCCGACUGCCGAAGAUAAAUCUAAAAAAUUACCUUUAAGUAAACGAGCUAUUUGGAGGUGGUUGAGAAAUCGAGCCAGUAUUGCGUAUAGAUUGUCGUGGCUGCAAUCGCACAUGUCGGCGUUAGAAUAUAAAAUACAUCAUUAUACGGAAAUUUAUAAGAAGCUGCGUAGCGCCAAAGGUCAAGUUGUGUUGCUAAAUAACGUGACCACCGAUCAAAACGGUGCUGUCGUCGUGAAAUGCACGUCGACGCCGGGGACGCCGGUAUCGGCGACGACGGCAACGGCUGCGGCGGCGGCGACGCCUGCGGUAACGGGAGCUACAACCCACGUGAUUCUAAACGGCUACCACGGAUCUCUGACGACGUCGCCGGUAGCGGUUACGACCGCAGCGACGACCACCACCACGACGAGUUCUGCCAAAACCGAUUCGACGAUGUCGCCGGAUUAUUGCCCUCCAACGCCGACGUCGUGUUGCGAUUCGGACGACGCUUGCAGCCGAACCAGGCCGUUUUUAAGAAGCAAAUUCCGCAAAAGGAAUAUCAUCAGGUUGGACGAGAUGACGCAGAAUAAUUGCACAGCGAACGCAGCCUCCGGUAUUGGCACCUGCUCCAAGUACGGAUCUACCAGGUGCGAUUGCGUAGCGCCGCUUAGCUGUGUACUGUGUGUGAACCGGGGUCCCGGCGUUGAUCUAUCCAAUCAGCAUAUCUGCAGCAAUUUGUUACCUGUGCAGUCCAAGAUCGCAUUGCUAGAGCCUACCUUUCAUCCUGUCUUAUCGUUCGCUCAAGAUGUAUCUGUUAGCACGCAUAUUUGCGCAUUAUUGAAUAACGACAGCGUAAUCGAAGUUUGCGGUAAGACGAUCGAAAGCCGGUCGUACACGCCGAGCAACGUACUGCAGAAACGACAUUACGCCAAUUAUAAAACCACCGAAGAAAUACGUAGAUCUAAUUCGGAAAAUUUGGAAUUAUACAAAAGGCGAAAGAAGUACGCGCGACGGCAGCCCAAUAAUUCGCAAGGCUUGGCUUAUGGACGUAGUCAGUUGGGUAAAAGAAGGCUACCUAAGUAUCUUAGUGAUAAAGCUUUAUCGUUCAAAAAAAGAAGAAGAAAAAGAUUACGUACGAAACGAUUCAGAGGUCACGAAAGCGGAUUGGAUGAAUCAGCAGAUGAAGGUUUAUAUUAUAAAAAAGAAGAAACCCUUAGUUCGCAACCAGGUUCGCCUCAUAGUUCACAUUCUUCUACGGUUAAAGAUCCGUCGACGACGCUAUCGACAACGAACAGGAGGAAGAGAGGCCAGUCGUAUGAUAUCGAUAAUUUCAUUAUUCCACCAAAUUCGACCCCUGCAGCGGUUGCAGUGAAACCUCAGUACAAAGAGAUCCUCAUACCGACGUGGAAAAUAGUCGAAGAAACGCCUAUAAGAUUGGAGGAUAUCGAUAAAGAUUCUAUUCCAGAUCAUAUUUUGGACGAUCUGGACGAGGAUAAAAUUGAUAAAUUACACGAAAUCCUCGAACAACACGAAAGAAAGAAGUUUAGAUUGAAUCCAACGCGGAAUAAGGGACAAAGGAGUCGAAAACGAACCGAUAGUUGUCCCGAGACCAGCGAAGCGAAUACUCCUGAGAGAGUAGCUAGUCCUGUGUCGACGACUAGCGAAGUGGAUACCACCACAGUGACGGCCAAUUUGACGGUGGCAUUGACGCCGAUUACGUUUCCUGGUCAAGGAACGCCUGUGGUAUCAACGGCUACCGUCAGUACCAAUACGAAUACUACGAGUACGGUUAAAACUACGUCUUUGAAUAAGACAAAAACCAAUUUGGACUGUGAUACUUCAACCGUUACCGAGUCUGCGUCUCCAGAAAUAGCCCCUUUCGAAGAAAGAAAAUUCCCUCUAACAGAUGCCGAAUACAAUGAGAUGCUGUUGGAAGACCCGAAUAAAUCGGACGACGAAAAAGAGACCGACGACAAUGAGCAUACAAACGAUGGGAAACCAAAUCAGAUUGUUAGCCGGGACCGGUCACCUUGUAGCGAAUCGACUGAUUCCGUUUCAGAAGACCCAGACGAUCCUGACUGGAUGCUGAACGAUGAAUUAGGCGGAGCAUCGAUCGAAUUGAUUCGAAAAUAAUUUUAACAGACGGAUGUAUUUUAUUUAUAUUUAUAACGAAUAAUUUCUUGUUUCCUCAUCUCCUCCUCCUCCUCCCCCCUCCCCCACCCUGUACAUAAUAUAGUUUUGUAUGUGAACAUAGGUUUUUAAGGCUUUCGAUGUUUUAGGCUAGUCUAUACCCCAUUUUUUUGUAUUGGUUGAUUGCUGAUUGGUGUAUUUCUAAUUUUUACCGUAAUAAUCAAAGACGAAAGGAGUUGAAUACGAAUACGAAGUGCUGUUCUGCGAGCAUUUGUCAUGUAGACUUGUGUGCGUUAGUGUUUGUUUAUAUAGAGCCCUGAUUUUUAACAUAAUUUCGGUAUUUUGCUUGUGAUUAAUUCUAUUCCAAAAUUUAUCCUGUAGUGGUAUCUUAUAUAUGAGUAUAAUGGUUACUGUGGAUUAUAUUCCAUUUUUACGUUUUUAAUUUUUGUAAAGUUUUCAUUGUUGUCUUAAAACCCAACCCAGUUUCCCGAUUUAGAGAGUAUGAUUUUUAAAAUGGCAAGAUGUUGAUGCACUUUGUUAUCAAUUUUUUUUUGUUUAGUCUUCAACAGAAGUUUCGAGCGUUUCAUUAAUAAUUUCUCAAAAGAUUUAUUUAUAUAUUACCUAUGACGAGGUGUGUUGUGUAUUAAUCGACUUACGACGUCAUUUAUUAUUUUUUUGAUUAUUUCACGCUAAGCUUCGUUGUUUACAUUAUUAUUGUGUACUUCUGUUUCUUAAUCGAUGAUGUAUUUUUUUUUUUACUAGUUUUUGGAAGUUGGUCAACUCUAAAGAGAAAAAUUUUAAAUUAUGUACGUAUUCUGAUUAAAAGUUUUUUGUCAUUUCA